UCGCACUUCCGGUGGAGAGAGACAAAAACAGCUGAACGGUGGGGGGGAAGAGAGCGGGGCGGCCCUGCAGACGCUGUUUGCUGGGACUUCUGGUUUGGUUUGACCCAGCUUCUCCGAGCAUCGACCGCACUCGCACCGAGGCAGCCCAGAUAGAGCAGGAGGCGAGGACCAGCCGCACCACACCCGGAGCCAUGGUGAAGAUCAGCUUCCAGCCCGUGGCGGGACAGAAAGUGGACAAGGAGAAUGACGGCGACAAGACGGAGAUCCUCAUCCCGCGUCCCAUGGAUGAGGAUGAGCUGGUGCUCCCGCUGCGCCCCAAGAAGUCUCCCCUCAACGGACUCUGCUGCCUGACCUUCGGCCUGGUGGUCUUCAUGGCCGGUCUGGUUCUGGCCUCCAUAUACGUCUACCGCUACUACUUUAUACCUCAUAUGCCGGAGGAGAACCUGUUCCACUGCAGGGUGCUUUACGAAGACUCCGUGUACGCCCCGCUCCGCGGGCGCCAGGAGCUGGAGGAAAAUGUCGGCAUCUACCUUGCGGACAACUAUGAGAAGAUCACCGUGCCCGUGCCUCACUUUGGAGGGAGUGACCCCGCUGAUAUAAUCCACGAUUUCCACAGAGGAUUAACCGCCUACCAUGACAUUGCUUUGGACAAGUGCUACGUCAUCGAGCUCAACACCACCAUCGUGAUGCCUCCUCGCAAUCUUUGGGAACUUCUUAUCAACGUCAAGAAGGGAACAUACCUGCCUCAGACUUACAUCAUUCACGAGGAGAUGGUGGUGACCGGCAAAGUGCACAACAUGCGUCAGCUGGGGCCUUUCAUCUACCGCCUGUGCAACGGGAAGGACACGUACCGCCUGACGCGUCGCCUCACCCGCCGACGCCUCAACAAGCGCGAGGCGAAGGACUGCCACCACAUCCGCCACUUCGAGAACACGUUCGUGGUGGAGACGGUGAUCUGCGACGGGUCAUAAACAGGCCCGUGUGGACGCUCCCGCCUGACGACGGUCCCCCACACUCACUACCCCAGCCACUGUAGCCCCCCCCCCCCCCCCCCCUACCACCGCCCCCACACCGUGGAUCUGGUCAUAUCUCGGUUGCACUUUAUCACUACCGUUCUCAGAUAAACAUGGUUUUCCACUACCUGUUUUUAUGUUGCUGUUGUUUUUUUUUUGUUUAAUUGGUGAUAUUUACCCUAAAGUGGUGAUGCAAUACUAAGUUGUUUGUUUGAUCACAGGAUUUUUUUCCAUGUAGCAAAUCCUUAAGCCAAUAAUAAAGGCUCGUUUCAGCAUCUCUUCCUCUUAGGGAUUAGUUCUGUGCGAUGGUUACUGUAUCCAUGUGUCAUUGAGGUGGCAGUGCUUUUGUUUUUUGUUUUUUUUUCGCCCUAAAGCCCUGGAGUUCAAUUUGUGUUUUUUAGCUUCACUAACAAUCAACUACCAAGAGCAUAAGGUCUUGCUUUGCUUCGCAAACGUCAUCCAUGGAUUGUUCAGUCGUUAAAAUAUUUUCCUGCUCUGUGAAAUGUAAACCUUUUUAAACUGCUAGUUGCUUGCUUGCGUCUUUUCUUUUCACGCUCGUCGCUUCUUGCUUCCUUUCAUUUUCUCAGAAGCACUGUCAUGAUGUAAACGUUAGAGAUGACUGCAUUCGUACUUAGACUGCAUAUGUUGGGUUCAGGCCUAAUGUAUAAUAAUCGGCCAUGUGAAGACGCACAUCUUAUUUAUUUUUUAGUUUCCAUUUUCUGAAGAGUAUGCCAAAAUAAU
This is a messenger RNA of Fundulus heteroclitus (mummichog), 1754 nucleotides long. RefSeq names its product integral membrane protein 2Ca (gene itm2ca). Gene Ontology annotation, molecular function: amyloid-beta binding. Gene Ontology annotation, cellular component: plasma membrane; extracellular exosome; Golgi apparatus. The transcript has 6 exons. Bases 192 to 971 code for a protein of 259 amino acids. Gene Ontology annotation, biological process: negative regulation of amyloid precursor protein biosynthetic process. Lineage: Eukaryota; Metazoa; Chordata; Actinopteri; Cyprinodontiformes; Fundulidae. The record is from RefSeq and is a predicted model, not a curated record.